Mytilus californianus (California mussel) is the source of this 4287-nucleotide messenger RNA. Its product is annotated as polypeptide N-acetylgalactosaminyltransferase 1-like. Gene Ontology annotation, cellular component: Golgi apparatus. Bases 432 to 2255 code for a protein of 607 amino acids. NCBI's taxonomy places the organism in Eukaryota, Metazoa, Mollusca, Bivalvia, Mytilida, Mytilidae. The record is from RefSeq and is a predicted model, not a curated record. The transcript is spliced from 10 exons.
AAUGCAUUUCGUUCACAAAAUAUGACAUAUAAAGGGGUAUCAUAAUGUCGGUACCGUAUUAUCCAACCAUUGGACACAAUUCUGUUGUCACCUUCAUGAUAACAAACGUGAGAAAUAAACAUCUGACUUCCGAAGACAUGUGGUCACGUUCAGUUAGGAAUAUAUGGAUCUUUUCAAUGAUUUGGAUUUUACAUAUUUAAUAAGUGACAACAUUAUUUUUGCUGCAUUCAUUCCAUAGUCACCUGAUAACGACUGAUUUGCGUUUGCUAUUCCGUUCAUAUGUUAAAUUCUUUAUAAAAGAUGAAAGGAUUACGAAGAUUUAAUGAGCAUGCAUUAUUCAAGUGUGCAAUAGCAUAUAUAAUUUACAAUUGUUUAGUGUAAAUACGAUUCUGCUGUACAAAUUUGAUCUUUUGUGAUAUUCCGCUAUAAUAAUGAGACUAAGAACACGCUAUAUAGGUGCUGGUGUUGCAGUAUUUCUAAUGUUACUUACAUAUGAAGUAUAUGUGUAUUCUGGAGAUACAAAAUGGCUAAUAAGCAACAGACUCCUAUCCAAACAGGAUUAUAUUAAGAAAAUGAAAUCAACUUUUGUUCAAAAAGUUAAUUUAUCUAAUAGUAAUGCGCCUGUAACUUUUAAAUUGGUUACUUACAUAAGAAAAGGGCCAAAAGUGUCUAUAUCUGCUGAAGAAUUUAGGAAAAAUAAUAAAAUCCAAACAGGGAAUAUUUUAAUUGAUAAUUAUGGAAAAAACGAUCCAAUGAAAAAUGGAGAAAAAGGACGUGGAGUAACGUUUGUGGGACAGGAAAAACGAAAUGUGUCUGAAAUGAUGCAAAAAUAUCAAGUUAAUAUUUUAGCAAGUGAUAUUAUUCCUUUAAACAGACUUGUUCCCGAUGCCAGACCUCCUGGGUGUAAAUACAGGACUUACGCGCAUGAUCUCCCAACAACAAGUAUCAUAAUUCCAUUUUAUGACGAAUGGCCAUCGAUUUUAAUUCGAACUUUAUACAGCAUAAUAAACAGAACUCCUAGACAUUUACUUCAAGAGAUUAUAUUGGUAGAUGACAACAGUCAAAUGGUUGAGCUGAAAAGGCCCCUAGAUGAGUAUAUCAAUGACAAUUUUCCUAAAGGCAUAAUAAAGGUUCUACGUAACCCUACACGUUUAGGCUUAAUCAAGGCUCGGUUAAAAGGAUGGCGGGAAUCUACUGGACAAGUUGUUGUGUUCUUUGACAGUCACAUGGAAGUCAAUAUAGACUGGUUACAACCCUUACUUACAGAGGUAAAAAAGGACAGAAAAACAAUAGCUAUGGGUGUACUUGAUUAUGUCAAUGCAGAAAGUUUUGAAUAUCGUUUUAACGAGGGUUAUAUGACUCGUUAUGGGUUUGAUUGGAGGCUUGUAUUUUUCGAAACUUUCUUCAGACAGGAUCAGAUUGGAGCGACAGAGGAAGACGUAAGGCCAGGUACGGUAAUGGUUGGUGCUGCUUAUGCCGUGGACAGUAAAUAUUUUGGUGAAAUCGGCGCUUAUGAUGAAGGCAUGACUGUAUGGGGUGGUGAAAAUCUAGAAAUGUCUUGGAGGGUAUGGAUGUGUGGUGGACGCUUUGUUCACCUCCCUUGCUCUCAUCUCGGACAUAUAGCACGUACACAGCCCUACGAAUUUCCCGGUGGUAGACGGAAUAUUGAGGUUUACAAUUACAAACGGGCGGUAGAAGUGUGGAUGGAACCGAAUCACAAACAGUUUAUUUAUGAUCAUUUCCCUGAAAUGGCGACUAUUAACGCUGGUGAUUUAUCAGAACGGUUUAAGCUGAAGGAGAAACUACAGUGUAAAAAUUUCACUUGGUUUAUCACAAAUGUCUGGCCGGAACUGUCAAUCUUUGAUCAUAAUGUAUUUGCUUGGGGAUCAGCACGGAAUUUAAAGAAUAAUCAAUGUUUAGACAAUCAUAGCUAUUUAUUUCAAGCACCGGAAGCGCUUUAUGUGGACACAUGCCAUUACAAACUGGCAACUCAGGGGUUUUCAUGGACCAAGGAGAGACUUCUCCGAACAUCUUUACAGUGUGUGGUUGUAAAAGACAUGCAAGAAGGUACCAGGCCGAUUUUAGAAGACUGUAUUAUAGGUCCUCGUGAUCAAUGGGACCACAAAAAGAGUGGCUUUCUCAAACAUAUCAAAAGUGGAUUUUGUCUGGAUCAUGAUGGUCAAGGUCCAAUAAUGCGUGCUUGUAACAGUCAGAUAGUUACACAGCAUUGGCAGUUUAACCAUUAUAAUUACUGAUAGUCAUACCAUUAGUCUUUCAAACUGUUAUUCCCAAUUAACAGAUUUUUGAUUGUUUGUUUUUGUUGGUGUAUUAUAAAUAUUUUUUUUCAUUUUCUACCUAUAACAAUAUGUAACAUGUUCAUUUUUGUAAACAUUUUCAAGAUUAUUUUACAUUCAUCCAUUCACCUAAAUCAAACGAUAGUUCAUAUAUGUACCAAGUUUUAGGUUUUAGUUAAUCAGAACUACUCCUUGUGUAAAUUUAUGAUCUCUAAAAUCCACCUUGCCUUUUAUAACCUUAAACGUAUCUAUUUGUUUGUUAGUAAUGAACCCUUAGCUUGCACCUUUGUUUUUGAGAUUGAACGACAACAACACCAUAGACUGACCAUGGUUUUCGCUAGUCUAUGUAUCUCACCUGCUUACAUCCUUUUCAAGUUAUUUAAGUUUGGCUCUGCGUGCCUAAUGCUUUUCAAAAAGGAUUCCUUUUGCAUUUAAACAGACACUUUAUUAUUGGGUUUUACAGUUUUAAAGAUACUUUAUGAUUGUUAAAGUUUUUUUUUAAGAUUUACUUGAUUGGAAUAAUCAUCUCUUUGUAAACAUACCUGUAUGUCUUCUCCUGUUUUUGGUAUCUGAGUAUCCGUCUCCUUGAUUCAAAUCCGCUACCUUCCUCAAUUCGUUCAUACAUCCAUGCAGUUGGUGCUGUAAAAAGACUUCCAAAUAUGUGUUCAAGACUGAAAAUGUAUUGUAGUCCUGUUAAUAUAUUUUUAAAGAUCAGAUUUGUUAUUGAAUUGGAAAUUGUGUUUGCAUGUUGCAAGAUCAAAUGUAUUAUGCCCAAAUAAAUUGAUAAAAAACGGUAUUUAUUAGUUAAGGGUUUAAACUGUUACAAAAAAGAAUUAGUUUUUACUGUGUUCUUUUUUGUACCAAUAAAUGUUAAAUCAGUUCAUAAGGUUUUUUUUUAUCUUUGACUUUCUUGAUCGUUAUUAAUGCGUCACAAAUAUGUUGUUAAUGUCAGUAUAAAACAUUUUUAAACAAUAUUUGUAUCUAUUUUGCAAAAUGUUGUUUUUGCUAAGUCUUUUAUUUUUGUUCUGGUAUGUAAAAUCAUAUUUUAUGUAAAAUAUGCCUCCGCCUUCCAUGAAUAUAUUCAAUUUAUAAUUCAUGGAGCUAUUUAUCUAAAGCAAACUGGUUUAUAAGUUAAGAAUGUUUUCAAAACACGUUGAUGUCUUAAUUAGGUUUCAAUUUUUUUCUUUACAGAAGUUCGACAAAAACAAGCGUUUUGGUUAACUCAUUUAGAAUUUAUCAUUAUUCAUAUGAAUACAUUACUGUUUUUUCAUGAAUUAGUAUACAUUAUGCCGUUGUAUUGCCUCAUAACUGCAUAUUUAAUUGAAAUGCCAAGUUUUGUGUCUGCUAAAAUUAAAAAAGAAAACAUGUAAAAUAGCCAAACACUUGCAUGCAUGCUAUAUCAUGUUAACAUUUUCUUACUCUACAAGAGAAUUAAGACUUUGAUAAUUUGAUAAAACUUAGUUAUCACAAUUAAUGUUAAUAUAAGGAUAAAGCGAUGUGGUACAUGUAUGACUUAAAUCAUUAUUGAAUUCAUUGUACAUUAAAUCCAUACCCCGAUGAUCCUAAUAGUGAUAAUGCAUGAUGGAGAAACUGUUAUAGUAACCUUAACUUUUAACAAUGAUUCAGUUUGACUGUUAUAGUAACCUUAACUUUUAACAAUGAUUCAGUUUGACUGUUAUAGUAACCUUAACUUUUAACAAUGAUUCAGUUUGACUUAUUUCGAUCGAAAAGUAGACCUUUCAUUAACAUAAAAAUCUAUUUCAGUACUCCGACCAGUUCAGUCGGUUAUUGUUCUUUUUGUCGUUGAAUAAGUGUGUAAAUGAUUACAAUGUGUAUGAAAUGUAAUUGAUUCAGGUAGGAUUUGUUGUAUUUUGUUAUAUGAUUGAUAUGAUUGUGUUAUGCAACAUUCAAAAGGGUGCUUUCUGGGAAUUUAUUUAUUGUAUUAUUGUUAUGCAAUAUUGUAUUGUUAUAAAAUAAAACAAUUCUGUUCUUA